Messenger RNA from Exophiala viscosa, 4155 nucleotides. Its product is annotated as adenosinetriphosphatase. Gene Ontology annotation, biological process: maturation of SSU-rRNA from tricistronic rRNA transcript (SSU-rRNA, 5.8S rRNA, LSU-rRNA). NCBI's taxonomy places the organism in Eukaryota, Fungi, Ascomycota, Eurotiomycetes, Chaetothyriales, Herpotrichiellaceae. The record is from RefSeq and is a predicted model, not a curated record. Gene Ontology annotation, molecular function: helicase activity; ATP binding; RNA binding. The coding region runs from base 147 to 3815 and encodes 1222 amino acids. Gene Ontology annotation, cellular component: intracellular anatomical structure; nucleolus. The transcript has a single exon.
GGUGCCGCGCAGGCAGGCUUCAUGCUUUAUGAAUUGGAAAAUAUGCUACUUGGACUAAUGAUGAACUGACCUACUGUCGACUAUAUCCCGGGCAUUGGGGCCGGUGUAUUCCUGGUGUACAAAACCGCAGGUGAUCUCAGUUCGACAUGGCGGCGUCCACAUCGCGAUUCGUGCCCCGACAGCGGAAGCACAAGGUGCGCGCACGCGAGCAAACCGGAUCUGCUGCACCAGAAUCAACGAACCAAGAGCAGAUCGUACCUUUAAGCAAGGUUGAGAGAGAAGUGAAAAGAGCCAGGUUACGGGAGGAGUUGAGAGCGCAGCAACCACCCAAGAUUUCGAGCAAGAAACAGAAACGCCUGGACAAAUACAUUGAGAACAAAUUGAAGAAGGAUGAGACGCUGGAUCUACUGCGUAAGUUGGAGCAGGAGAAGGAGAAAUACGAAGCAACGGCGGGCCUGCAGGAAUCCAAGAAUCUAGGGAAGAGGUCCUUUGGCGAAUUUGUGCAUGGGAAAGGUCCCAGCGUUAAGACGGGUCGCCAUGGAAAGAAGGCCAGCGGAUCACAUGACGAGUCUGAUGUCGACAGCGAGGACUCUUUCGAAGCUGACAACCCCGACGCUUUCGCUGACGGCGAGGAGCAGAAGGCCAACGGGAACACAAUUGACGCUGUGGGGGCGCAGGGCACCGGGCUUAAGCAACCACUGGCCGUCGAUGAAAACGGACUGCCUGUCAUACAGAUCCGGAAGAAUAAGAAGAGGAAAAAAAUCGAAGAGCAGAUGCCACAAGAAUUGCCGUGGGAAGGGUUUGAGUCUGAACCAGAAGAAGAUGAGCACUCAAGCGGGUUGGAUUCAGAAGACCUGGAAUCAGACGAUUCGCAGACAGAGAGUGACGACGAAGACGAUUCAGACGAUUCAGACGUCGAGGAGAGCGAUAUGGAUAGCGCGACGUCGUCCACAUCCGGUGGGGGCAAGCCAGCACCCAGGAACUCGGCUUUCAAAGCCUGGGCUACUGCGCAGUUGAACCAGUCAGUAGGUCAUGUACCCUCAUACACGACUGGUGAAGGAGAACUACCACCAAAACCGGAACAUGCCAUACCCAAACCGCAAAUUGCUUCGACGAUCACACCAGGCGUCCUCCCAGUACUGCCAGCUGCGCAGUCCGAUCGAAAAGUACACGCUUUCCAUGUUGAGCGGCCGCAAGAGAUUCAAGAAACGAGGUCUGCCCUACCGAUUCUCCAGCGAGAGCAGGAGAUUAUGGAAGCCGUUCAUAACAACGACGUGGUCAUCGUUAAAAGUGACACCGGUAGCGGUAAGACUACUCAACUCCCUCAAUUCUUGUUCGAGGCUGGCUACGGCUCGCCGGAGGGACCUACACCUGGUAUGAUAGGGAUAACUCAACCUCGCCGUGUAGCCGCUGUGAGCAUGGCGAAACGGGUUAGCACCGAGUUGGGUUCAUUUGGCGACAAAGUGUCGUACCAAAUCCGGUUCGACAGCACGGUGUCUCCCAAAACGGCCGUCAAGUUCAUGACCGAUGGCAUACUGCUAAGAGAACUUUCCAAGGAUCUGUUACUGAGAAAAUAUUCGGUGAUUGUCAUUGACGAAGCUCACGAGCGAAGCGUGAACACCGAUAUCCUCAUUGGUAUGCUCAGUAAAAUCGUGCCAGGACGGAUGCAAAAGAGCAAAUUCAACCCGAAUCCAACCCCACUUAAGUUGAUCAUCAUGUCAGCAACGCUCAAUAUUGACGACUUUCUCCAUGAGAAGUUGUUUCCAGUUUCUUUGAGACCACCUAUCGUCGAAGCCGAAGGUCGUCAGCACAGAGUGACCACACACUUUGCAUUGAAGUCGAGAGCGGACUAUGUGGAGGAGGUCAUCGAAAAGGUUAGACGCGCUCACAAAAAGCUUCCACACGGCGGAAUACUUGUCUUUGUCACGGGACAAAACGAGAUUCGAGAAGUCGGCAGACGUCUGGGAACGCUGCUAGCGCCACGCAAUGGCCAUAACCCUGCCUUGCCACGUGUGCAGAUUGCUGCAAGCGAAGCACCAAUCGAAGCCGAAGAUCUCGAGAUAGGCGAUCCCAAGGCAAUCUCGGCAGAAGACGACUUUGACGAGGUCGAUAUCCUGACUCAUUCCGAGGACGAGGCUGCAGAUGACGACUUUGAUAUUUCGGAUGAUGAGGAAAAGGAAGGUGACGAGCCUGCCUACGUACCGGCUAAGUCGGCCACAUCGUCUAAACAACCGUACAAUUCUGUCCACAUCUUGCCACUAUACUCUCAGCUUCCGACGAGCGAACAGCUCAAGGUUUUCGAGCCACCGCCAGUUGGUGCUCGUAUGAUUGUGCUUGCGACCAACGUAGCAGAGACUAGUUUGACCAUACCAGGCAUUCGAUAUGUCUUCGACACGGGUCGCAGCAAAGAGCGAAAAUACAAUCUCGACACAGGCGUGCAGGGCUUUGAAAUUGACUAUAUCAGCAAGGCGAGCGCACAGCAACGAGCCGGUCGUGCGGGUCGUACGGGGCCUGGUCACUGUUGGCGCUUGUACACGUCCGCUGUGUAUGAACAGUACUUCCCUGAUCAUGCAGAACCAGAAAUUCUCCGAGCACCUGCCGAGAGCGUUGUUCUUCAACUCAAGGGAUUCGCUUAUCCGCGACCAGUUGCCGACUUCCCCUUCCCUACUCCUCCGGCAACAGUGACAUUGAACAAAGCUGAGAAGCUGCUUAAAAACCUCGGCGCAUUGACAAACUCUGGUAGCAUAACCGAUUUGGGCAAGCAACUCUCCGUUUACCCGCUUUCUCCUCGCCUGGGCAAGAUUUUGACCGCCGGCACCACAGACACUGACGUCCUCUGGCACGUAUUGACGCUGGUCUCCGGAUUAGCAGUCCCGGAGGUGUUCAUCACAGAAGCACAGGCUGAUCUCGCAUCGUCGCAACAGGGUGGGGAGUUGUACACUCUGAAGGACCAGCAAGCAGACGACGAACGAGACAAUCGGCGACAAGCAUUUGGGCGUGCUCGUGCAACACUUUCAAAAUCUGACAAAAUGUCCGACGCCAUGAGAUUUUUUACGGCGGUGUCGAUGUACCUCGGUGCAAGCGACAAGGAGCAACUGUGCAAAGACCUGUUCCUCCGGUCGAAGGCGAUGGCAGAAAUAGCUCAGUUGCGCAGCCAGCUCGAGUCCAUCGUCCGCGCCAAUCACCGGGAGAUCUCGAGCGAUAUGCUUGUCAAGUCCAAAGCAGCAAACCUAUCGUCUGGCAAAGUCAAGCAUCUCAACUCGAUUGCGGCAAGCGGGUACAUCGACCAAGUCGCCAUCCGGUACGACAGGGCACCGAACCCUCCUGAUGUUCCAGUCAAGCCACGCAGAGCCAUCGAGGUGCCUUACCUUCCACUCGUCCCAUUACACGACAGGGCAUCGGCAUCCAUCGUCGAGAGGGCAGUGUACAUCCAUCCAUCGUCGGUGCUUGCGCGGCUUACAGUCAAGGAAUUGCCAGAGUACAUUUCAUACAGUCAUCUACAGCGUGCGCAGGCGCAUACCGUUGCCACUGAAGCAGUGCCCAAGACGCGUAUGUUCCCACUUACGCCACUGGACGGUGCGCAGUUGGUGCAUCUGGCGCGCGAAACGGCGUUAAUUGAGUAUGGAAAACCUGUACCCAAGACGAAGGUUGAGGACAUUCCGGGCACCCCUAGGCGUAGGGAAUGUUGGGUUUUGGUCGAGUUGAGGGCUGCGAAGGGCUUGGGGUUUGGGUGGCCGCUGCCCCCAAUGAAGGUGAGGCAAGUGGUUGAUGUCAAGGAGGCCACUGGGUGGAGGGUUGAAAAGGUGCUGACUUAGAUACUGCAGCCGUCAUAGCAUAGGCCAAGAUGCGAGUCAAUGUUGCCGUGGGCGGGCUUCACCCACCAAACGCGGCGUCUACUAAGGGAAAUGUAACUUUCUCACCGGUUGUCUCCGUAUUUUCAGCCUUGUUGUGUAGUCCCACUGCCAUCCAUAUCCUCCUUGACUCAUUCUUUCCUAAAGCCGCCAAGAUGUCCUGUUUCACUGGAAUUGAGGCCAAGUUCGCCGGACCCUCUCGAGCUGAUCUCAAUUGUUGAUGAGAUGGACUACGAGUGAUGGCUGAUCUUGACCUGUACGGCCUCGGCCAAGUCGGAAUGUACCAUGAACUCAUGGAAUGGGG